UUCAUUGGUGCGUAUUGCCGAUUGUAAAGCUUAAGGUUUCAUUUGAUCACUAAGUCAAAAGGAUUCAUCAUUCUAUAUUUCAAUAUGAAGUAACGGAGUUCGAUUACUUAAUAGGUCUAUAUACUGCGUAGCUGUAAUGUAUUUCGUAUAAAGCCUAAACCUUGUCCGGCGAGAAUUCUUACAUCUAGCAUUCGAUUUGUAGUUUAUAUAAGUUCAUAAACACAUAACAGACAAUGGAGAGUUGAUCGGAUUAAUCACUUUCAUCAAGCAGGUUGUGUAAUAGGCUUUAACACAGAACGACAAUACAGACACCUAAUACCUUAUAUUGGCAGAAAAUUCCCCAACAACGGACAAUGGAUUUAUUUUCAUACCAGGUACAGUAGUUAUAUUACCAACACUACGGGAGACACAUAGACGUUAUGUAGCUUUUUAUUUUACAAGAAAAUGGGAACUCGGGUUAAUCAACAACAAGGAAUGUUAUACAGGAGUGUUCCACCACGACCACACAGCUAUACUUUCCCUGAUGAUCUGAAUAGCCUCCCUCAAUCAAGUCGCUCUAAAACGGCACCAUUGCAAAUAACACCUUCAGACGAAUAUUCUCAGAAAUUUAAUUCCAGACAAACAGCUCGACCUAAAGUAAUCGACUUUGAUGGAGGUAACGUUAAAAAUACCGAGGUUCAGCAUUUGAACAAAAAUGGAUUUUAUCCACCUGUGAAGUUAAAACUGAUUCGUAUGAGCGACGACAGAAAUAUUGAACCGCAGGAACCCGGAAUCCAGCUGUCAAGACUUAAACUGGCACCGAUGUCUAAAAAAUCGUUAAAAGGUGGAAGAAAUAAACACAGAUCAGCUUCAAACGGCUCCUCCAUUAAAACAGAAGUAGAGAGAAACUCUCUUUAUAAUCACAACCCACUUCCCACCUUGAACACACCUGAAUACGAUUCUACAAGAAUAAAAUCAAAUACUUCCAUGUCCACAUCAAACCAAUAUGAAAAAGAAAAAAGCCGUCUAUUUGAUAGCAUCGACUCCAAAGACUAUUCGAACUUCAUAUCUAACAACGAGGAAUUCGAAGAAGAUCUAAGCAAUUUCCCACCAACCGCACCACCCCAAAUACUCCCCAGUCGAGAAUUACCCUGGGUUUACAGAUUCAAAGUGAAAAGAGGUAUGAAUGCUGUGUCAAAAAUAAUGGCAAGCAAACCUCCAAGGCCAUUGUUUGAUAGUUGGUGAAUACAGUGAUAACGGCUUUCGCUAAUAGUAAUUUAUAAAAAAAAUAUUUGCAGACAAAAACACCAAGUGAUGCUUUAUAGCUGUGGAUCAGACAUAUGAGGCUGGUAUUAGAUCAGCGAUCGUGGUUGGUUUUGAGCAUUUAUAUUUUAUCAGAAGUAGUAAUUAUUUCUGAAUUGUUGCCUAUGUGUUAAUUUUGUUUGACUUAAGAGAGAGAGAGAGAGAAAUGGGGUUUAACGUCCACUAGACACAAACAUAUAGUUCACUUUUAUUUAACAGUGGGAGGAAACCCACGAAGUUGGACAGGCGACCCUACUCCUUGUCACGUACAACGGGGGAAUCGAAACCACGCCAGUUGACUGAAUGACAGACGUUAUGAUACAGCGCGAACGUGCUAACCAUUCGGCCAUCCAACCCCCAUGUUUGACUUAAGACUCAUGUCAAUCGAGGGUGUGUCCCAUGUUUACAAAUGAAAUUAAGAAAAGAAUAAUUUUACGUCUGUGAAAAUAUUAGCGACUCAUAAGCGCUAGCAGUAGCUUACCCCUUUUCAUACAAAAAUUACCCUGUCUUUUCUACAACCAUCUCUGCUUGAGAACAGACACGAAGAUGGUUGACCUACAUUUUAAUUCCUACAUGGACUAUUUUAGUCGGAAACACUAAGUAUACUUCCAGAAUUUAUUCCACUUCCGUUUUCAUAAUUGACGAAUAUGCAAAUGUGUAUUUAAUCUUUGUGUGUAAGAAAGGGGUAAAACUUAUAAAAUAAUACACUCAUUUUUAAACAGGCAUUAUGAAAGAGCUAAUAUGCCUAUUGCAGGACUUUCUUUGGGCCUUAAAUGUUAUAUAAAUUAUUAAUUAGACAUUAACUUGACAAGACCAUAAUCAACUCUCCAUUCCGUCGGACAGUUCCGAUUUUAAGUAUAUUAGAACGGUUCAAUCAUUUAAUAAUUUAAAUUAAAAAUGGAGAAGCGAGGCUAAGACUUGAAUGACCAGUACGGUGGUUACGAUCAAUGCGCCCAUUUAUUGUUAGAACUACAAUCAUUGAUAACGUCACUCAAAGUACAGGAAUUUCAAUGAAAUUUUCAAUACAUUCAUUUUGAAUUAUCUAUUUUUGAAAUAUUAUAGCGAGGACGACCAUUU
Molecule: messenger RNA, 2358 nt
Organism: Patella vulgata (common limpet)
Lineage: Eukaryota; Metazoa; Mollusca; Gastropoda; Patellidae
Exons: 2
Coding region: 445-1224 (259 amino acids)
Source: RefSeq, a predicted model, not a curated record